This is a messenger RNA of Acaulospora colombiana, 212 nucleotides long. The record is from the annotation of a GenBank genome assembly. NCBI's taxonomy places the organism in Eukaryota, Fungi, Glomeromycota, Glomeromycetes, Diversisporales, Acaulosporaceae.
AUGGGUUUCAAAAAUAUAAAAGUUACUACUUCAGAUUUGGGAUCGAACUUCAACGCGACCAUGUUCAGCGCUUCGGAUGUUAUCCUUGCCAACAUUCACCCUUUCUUUGCCGGAGUAACAGUACAACAAGGUGCCAAUUGGACUUUCCAGUACUUUAACGAAAAUAUCGUUGUACCUAGUCAAGGAAGACCUGCUGUUAUUAGUGAGACAGG